AAGAUUAAUGUGUACCACUUUUCUAUUGAUAUUGAUCUAUCCUUCUAGUGGCAGUCACGAGUCACGACCGCGCCAGCGUGCUAGUACAAAACAGGCCGAAGGUCAAAGAAAGUGACCUAGUGGAAGUGGCUAGCUUCAUGCUAUGAAUUUGAUAUAUUGCACGUUUGCACUUCUAAAUGCUUCUGUAUAAGGGGAGAAAAUUUCCUCAUCUGGAACUCACAGAGAAGGCAAAAUGAAGUUAAAGAUUGCCACCACCAGAAGGCAAAAGCACAACCUGUGCUCCACCACGUCUCUGUCUGUUAUUGCCAUUACUGCUAAUAUGUCCUGCGAUGCAUCCCUGUUGCUGGAAACAGCAAACGGAAUUCAAUCGGGGCAGGAAUCUGAUAGGAGUUCUGGGAUGAGAAAUUUCGAGUAUGUCAGAACCAUCAAAGAGGCCCUGGAGAAAGAAUGCCCCAUGACGUUCAGAGGACCAUGCAUUGAAAUGAAAACUGGCCGGAGAGAUAGCCGGGAAAGUUACCUGACGGAGGUGAAAGCCUUCAUCCCCAAUCGCAUCGACUCAAUGCCAUCUGUACUUUCUACCUUUCAAUCCAUUAGUAUCGACAUUGAAGCAACUGUUGUCCUGUUAGGAGCACAUUCCCUGGGACAAGUCCAUUGUGUCAACUUAGUCCACAGGCUCUACCCCACUGUUGAUCCAACACUGGACCCUGAUUAUGCUGAGCACCUGAAGGGAAGGUGUCCUACGCCGGAUCCUGAACCAAAAGCGGUGCUGUACGCUAGGAACGACAGCGAAACGCCCAUGAUUCUUGACAACUUCUACCACAAACUCUCGUUGGAACACAAAGGACUGCUCUCAGUGGACCAGGCGUUGGCUUCUGAUCCACUUACGUUUCCUUUUGUGGAGAAGAUGGCCGCCGAUAAUGGGUAUUUCCAAGACCAAUUUGCCAGGGCCAUCCUCUUGUUGUAGAAAACAAUCCGCUCACCUGCGAUCAAGGAAAUAUUAGGAAGGAUUGUCGCUAUGUCAAUCAGUUGGAUUCCUAAUUAAGAAAACAAAAACAAACUACCUUGCCAUCAUGUUACGCAAUAAUUCUCCUGUUUUGGA
Messenger RNA from Rubroshorea leprosula, 1099 nucleotides. Lineage: Eukaryota; Viridiplantae; Streptophyta; Magnoliopsida; Malvales; Dipterocarpaceae. The record is from the annotation of a GenBank genome assembly.